Messenger RNA from Seminavis robusta, 3680 nucleotides. Lineage: Eukaryota; Bacillariophyta; Bacillariophyceae; Naviculales; Naviculaceae. The record is from the annotation of a GenBank genome assembly.
CCCCGAAGCCUUGACCUCUUCCUGACAACAAAAGCAUUCUGCUUCAGUUCCAUGGUUUGAACAACUUACUUGGAAGACGACAACAACCAUGUUUGCGUUUAUGAACCGACAACGAGCCCUGGGAGAGAUUGAACGACGACGAGGAGAUGUGGAAACGUACACGACACCGUUGGACCACGGCGAUGCCGAUAUGCGAGACUUUUUGAUGGAUUUCUAUCGCAAUAUUAUUUUCAAACGCCAAGACGAAAUGAAAGCGGAACUGACGAAAUAUCCCAAAAGCGUGGGCAAGUACCAUGCUCAGUUGGUCGUGGCAGAGCGAAGAGUGGCAUCGGAAGAUUUCUGGCAGCGCUAUUAUUAUCGAACCGCCAGUGUGGAGCGUGUUCAGAAGGAAUUGCAGAAUCGAAGUUCCAUGGUGCGACAACAACGAUCCGAUGCACUUCAGGCGGCAUUGAAUAGCAGCUUUCAAACGGCACAAACCAUCAUGGCGGCGGCAGGAGCAAGCAGUCCCAGUCGACAAGAACAAGAACAACAGAAACGAGACGAAGCCAUGGAUGCCAUCAUUUCGGCGCUCAAUGAAGAAGAAGAAGAAGAUGAGAAGAAGGAUGAAAAACAGAAACAAGCAAUCAUUCCAGAAGAAGAAGGAGAAGAAGAGACAUAUCAAGAAAACGAAAAAGAGGACGACAGCGACAACCAAAAACCAGAGCCAGAAAAGGAGGAGCAAAUUCUUCCUCAGUCGCCAGAAGUGAGGAGACGACAUUCCACCACAUCCGUCUAUCUCGUCCGAGACACUACCAACGCCCUCGUGGCUCCCAAUUCACCAGAUGCACAGCCUCCAGAUGUAGUAGAACCGGAGGGACUAGUCCCGGAGGAUCUGGAAUCGGUCGUACUCGGUGAUGUGCCGGAACCUCCCCUGGUGACGCCGCUAACGGAAAAGAAGAUUCAACUCGUCAGUGACAUGGCAUUCGUGGCACCACCUCCUGAAACAACAACUGCAACCACAACCACCACAGCAUCAAAUGACGCAAACACAACCACAACUACAGCAGAUGAAGAUGACAAGGGAGACAGCAAUGAUGACAAUGAAACUGCGACAGCACCACAGGAGUCGUCUGGUCCCUCCAAAAGUAUUGAUGACGAACCAAUCAUCUCCGAAAAGGAUAGCAACACCAGUACCAUCAGCGAGGAAUUGCCCGUGGUUUCUCCCAGAACGGUAAAGAAACUCAAUGUUGUCAGCGCCAUGUCUUUCACUCCGCCGCUUCCGGUGGACGUACAGAAGAGAGAUCAGAGCAAUAGUACAAGCACUAGUAGUACCACCACGGCUACCACAACGGCUACAAAGGAGGACAGCGACACGCCAAAAGAGGAAGAGUCGUCUACAUCGUCGACAACCAAGGUGGUUGAAUCCAGUACUGAAACCGAACCGACAACUGUUGCAGAAGCAGCCACAGCGAUCACCACAGAAGCAAACGAAACAAAGGACGAAGCCUCCAAGGCGUCUGCAUCCUCGACACCUUCGGAAGGACCUACCACGUCUGCAACUAUUUCUGAUGAUAAAACCAAGAAGGAGACAAACGAUGUUAGGACCGCAAAAGACAGUACUACUACUCGCCAAUCAUCGUUUCUGUGGAGCCCCUUUGGUGGUAGCAAACGUACUGUCGAUAGUAGUAGUGCCAUGAAGGAAACCACGCCAACGACGUCAAAGCUCCUUGCCAAGGAAGAGAAGAUAGAUGGCAAAGAACAAGGCGAACCUGUGGCGGCAGCAAGUGAAGAUGCUGUCAAGAGUGAGCAAACCGAUUCAGAAUCACCAACAAAGAGCACGGUGACAAAGAAAGAUGAAACGACCGCGUCAACAGCCGACAAGGAAGGCAAAUCUCCGGCCAAAGACUCGCCGCCCUCUCCCAAAGAGGAACCUACCAGUGGCAAAGCUGCAACCACCGCUACUGCUAACACAGAAACCAGUGACAGUGGACGUAGAUCCUCAUUUUCGUGGAAUGUAUUCGGUAGCAGCAGCAGUAAAGGCAAGAUUGAGAGCGGUGCAAAAGACCAGAGAGUCUCGACGCAAACAGAGCAACCAGCCGACACUCGUGACAAACCAAAGGACGAGUCUUCCGUGACAACGGCAACAGCAAAUGACAGCGAGAGUGUUGCAGACGCCCCUCCGAAGCAGGAAAUCGAGUCAAAAACCGAAAAGAAGAAUCCGGACGAAUCCAAACCUUCAAGCGACGAUGCUGCGACUGUGGAGCAACAAAUCAAGUCAAAACCAAGCAAGUCAAAACGAAAGUCCGACAGCAAGUCAAAAUCAAAGUCUGACAGCAGCUGGAUUACAUGGGGAAACAAAAAGAGCGAUGCUACCGCAACUACAGGUACAUCCAGUCAUAAUGCUCCAUCGACAGACACUAAUAGUACCGCAAGAGUACCAGGAGAGGCUGAUAAAGCCAAGGUGAUAUCGGGGGAUACCACGGAAAGCAGCCAAACAAACAGCACAAGUGCACGCCAAUCGUCCUUUCGCUGGGGUACUUUCGGCGGCGGCGGCAGCAGCAAUAGUAACAAGAAUAGCGGCGACAAGAUAGAGAAAGUGGAAUCCCAAAAGGAAGUGGCAACGUCCGUUGAAAACAAACACGUCGGAAAGAAACAAGCCGAGGAAACCAAAGACACUGCUACUAAGCUUGCUGAAUCCCCGUCUGCAAAGAAAGAGCCCAAUGAUCCAAAGAAGACAGCUGAAAAGGUGCCUUGGAAGCUUUGGGGCGACCGGAAGGAGAAGAAGGCAGCCCCGACGGUAUCGAAAGAUGACCGACCCACAGAAGGGGAAACCAAACGAGCUGCAUCAGUCAAGAAGAGCCACGAAGCACCAGAUGUGCCACUGCCGGAUUCAAACAAGGAGAAACGACCAUGGUGGAAACCUUUGCACAAAGACAACAAUCCUUCGCCUGGAAAUGGGGCCGAUUAUCGUCCCAUCAACGAGCCGUCAAGUUCUGCUGCAACUGCUCCUGAAACUCCCUCACCGCCUGCAUCGCUUAGAAAACUGUCAAUGGAGGAAGCAAAGGCCUUGGCUGCAAAACAGAUUGCAACGAAGAAACGACUGGAAUCUGUUCAAAAAGUCCAUUUGUCACUAAUGCUGCUUCUUUCGACAAUCAUUCUUGUUGUCCUUUUUGCCCACCGUCCACGGUGGACAACGCUAUUGGGGGAUACCCUCUGUGCACCUGUUUUCCCAUUCCAGAACUUUGACACGGACAAGACAGUUGGGGGCACUGCUCCCUGGUGGGUGCCAGGAGAUUCUGCUUCGGGAACCAAGCAAGCAACUUUUCAGUUGGUAUGUGGUAAUGGUCGGCAGCAAACCGAGUUGGCUUGGGUCCCAGUAGACAGGAAUCCCAAGAAUGGUUAUCGGUUGACCAUCGCGAAUGCCUUGACGAAUAGUGACAGGAAGAAAAAGAACAGAAAGGAGAAGCCCUUGGUUGACUUGAAACAUUUGCAUUCUACUGCAGUCUCACCUAGCCAGUUGGAAGUGAAACCACUCAAGAUGAAGGCAAAUAGUGUUGGGAAGACCAUGGGUGCUCCUUGGACUGAGGAUGCGGGAAAAAUGCUAUAAGAACUAAUUGGUGGUAGUAAAACACCUUGAACUCUCUAACAAACUACAUAAUGCAAUUGCAGUUGUCCAAUGCGCAAAAUGCAUUCCCUGGGCA